GACAGACAGAGCAGUAGUGCCAUGAGCAAGACGGUCGCGAUGCUGCUCGCGUCGGCAGGGAGCGGCAUUGCCGCUGGGGCAACUGGCAUGUACUUGUACUUGUGGGAUCGCGGGAAAGAAGGUCCAGCGCAAGAAGACGUCAAGCAGGAUGAUACGUUGGUGUCUACACCGAGAAGUCUACCUCUGCCGCAGCCGGCGCAGGAGAACUACGGCACAGCACCAGCGUCAGCAUUUAUCAUGCCCUUCGUGAAGCGCUAUGGAUAUCCGGACCUGGAUCAGGUCAUCCUACCGUCCGAAGAGUAUACGUCUUGCUGGGAUAGCCGCACGCGCAAUGCUCGGUGGGUCGUGGAGCGCAUCAACCUCAACACCGUGUCCGGCCCGGGAGACAGAAAAAAGUCUCCCUUCCGGCCGGACUCAAGGUUGCAGCCUCUAUUCCGGAGUAGCCUGUCGGACUUCUACGGGAGCGGCUACGAUCGGGGGCACCUCGCACCGGCCGGCAACCACAAGACAACUCAGGCCAACCUCACGCAAACCUUUCUGCUCUCAAACAUGGCGCCCCAGAUGCCAAGUUUCAACCGCGGGUACUGGGGUGACUUCGAGGAGUUCGUGCGUACCCUCGUCGUGCCGUCUGAGAGGUCCAUCAAAGCGGCGGCGGCGGCGGGGUUCUCGACGUCCUCGUCGCUGUCGCCGCCGUUCAAGGACGUAUACGUCAUCACCGGGCCUCUCUUCCUCCCGUCAAAGGAGACGUCAUCGACAGCCGGCAAAAGCAACGCGGUCGACAUCGACCAAGGACACGCCGAGAGGACGGCGAUGGAUGUGCCAUCGCAAUCCCCCAGUACACCCGCAGCUACGAAGUGGGUCGUCAAGCACGACAUCUUAGGGAACCCUAUGCAAAUGGUGGCGGUGCCUACUCACUUCUUCAAGAUAAUCGUGGCGGAACCAUAUCCCCCGCCUCCCUCAGAAGCGCUUGUCUCCAAGCCGACAACGUUUGUGGCCGCCUUCGCCAUGCCCAACGCCGACAUCCCGAACAACACGGACCUCCGGAAUUUUCUUGUGCCCCUGGGGGCGCUUUCGUCGGUCUCUGGCAUGAGGUUCUUUGGCACGGGCUUGCUGGACGAAACCGCCAAGCUCUCCCUCGACAAAGAGGCCAUUCAGGUGCGAGAGAGGGCAGGGGUCCCCGCGCUUUCGGGCGAUUGGGGAACCGGGAUAGAGAAGACGAACCGGAGGAAAAAAGGGAAAGAUGACCACAGCUUGCCGAUAGCGGACAGGCCGCGGGUUUUCCGGCACCUUUGCACCACUACGUCUUGCCGUGGGCUUUAGUGUUUUGGAAACGCCGACAAUGGAGAUGCAGCGAUGAAUCAUAUACUGCUGUCUUGCUUUUGCUUUUUUCCAAGUGGGGGCUGGGGCGAACGUUCGACACGGUUUGGUAUUGGUAUCCGCUAUUUGGUCAUGUCGCGUUCGCGUUGCUAGCUCGUAUCGGCGCUGCGCGCGGAGGGUUAUUCUUGCGUGCAGUCACCUGGUCUUCCAAGUGAAUUUUCUUCGUCGUCGUGUUGGUAGCGGCGGCGCUCCGAUGUAUCGGCGGUAGCCGGGCGUAGCUGGUUGUUCAUGCCCUUGAAGGGCUUGCGUGGACGUCAUGACUCGACCGCUCGCCGGCGUUUUCGUGCCCCUUUAGAGUACCGGGACAGUUAAAAAUGUUAUUUACAGCGUGUCUGUGUUGGGGGUGUGUAUCAGUACUCUACAGCUCCUGCUAGAACGUGCUCGUUGCCCAUGUCGUGAGGCAACAAAAGGUCUCGGUGUAAGGAGCGUUUGCUUUUGUCCUUGAUGUGUGAUUUUGGUCUGCAGCAAAUCCGGGUUCUUUCCCACCUUCCAACCUGCCGUAAGACGUAUGGGCGAAAUUUGGUUUGACAUUCGUGCGCGAUGGCUACUUUUUUGAGAAUCAAAGAGAAUCGACACGGUCCACUGCCAUGGAUUGUGGGGGCCACAUUCUUGGUUGAUUGGAUAGGUAUCGUCUGUGCCUUGGUAGCAGAAGAUGAGCAUCCUUAUCAGAUUUUAAAUUUAGCGAGAAGAGAGAAAUUGGGGGCUUGCUCAAGCAAAGGUGGAGGCUUGCCUGUCUAGAGCUAGCGGAAAUGUUCGGUCAUGAUAAUGAAGUGCCACGAACAUCACCUGGUGGAGCUCGUAGUAAGUCUCUCCGUGAUUCGGGAGUUCACAUGCGGCGUUUUGAUAUCAAACAAGCGUGUGCAUAUCGGGCAGAUUUAGCACCGAGUGGUGGCACACAUGCACACCCUCUCAAACAACUGAAGAUGU
Messenger RNA from Ectocarpus sp. CCAP 1310/34, 2304 nucleotides. The record is from the annotation of a GenBank genome assembly. NCBI's taxonomy places the organism in Eukaryota, Phaeophyceae, Ectocarpales, Ectocarpaceae.